Molecule: messenger RNA, 1644 nt
Organism: Cokeromyces recurvatus
Lineage: Eukaryota; Fungi; Mucoromycota; Mucoromycetes; Mucorales; Mucoraceae
Product: P-loop containing nucleoside triphosphate hydrolase protein
Exons: 7
Coding region: 1-1644 (547 amino acids)
Biological process (GO): translational termination; nuclear-transcribed mRNA catabolic process, deadenylation-dependent decay; translation
Cellular component (GO): translation release factor complex
Molecular function (GO): translation release factor activity; GTPase activity; GTP binding
Source: RefSeq, a predicted model, not a curated record
AUGUCUUUAAACCCUGCAGCUGCUGAAUGGAAGCCUAAUAUGAACGCAAGGGUUUUCGUUCCUUCUUUUGCUCAGCCUGCUUCUGCACCUGCUCCUGCUGCAUCAGCUCCUGCUGCUCCAAAGGUAGUUAAGCUUCCUGAAUCUAAACCUGCUGCUCCUGCUCCUGUAGCUCAAGCUCCUCAACCUAAAGUCGAAGCACCUAAGCCUAAAGCAGCUACUCCAGUCUCUGCUCCUACUAAGCCUAAGGCUGCUCCUGCUCCCGCUCCUGCUGCUCCCAAGAAGGUUGAACCUGUUGUUCAAGAAGAAGAAGAAGACGAUGUUGAUGAAGAAGUUGCUGCUGAUUUAUUCGGCAAAGAGCAUCUUAAUGUUGUCUUUAUGGGUCACGUCGAUGCCGGUAAAUCAACUAUGGGUGGUAAUAUCCUUUACUUGACUGGUAUGGUUGAUAAGCGUACUUUAGAAAAGUAUGAAAAGGAAGCCAAGGAAGCUGGUAGAGAAUCAUGGUAUCUUUCUUGGGCUUUGGAUACUAACACAGAAGAAAGAGCUAAGGGUAAAACCGUUGAAACUGGUAGAGCUUACUUUGAAACUGAUAAGCGUCGUUAUACUAUUUUGGAUGCUCCUGGCCACAAGAACUUUGUUCCUAGUAUGAUUCAAGGUGCUUCUCAAGCUGAUAUUGGUGUUCUUGUCAUUUCUGCCCGUAAGGGUGAAUUUGAAACUGGUUUUGAACGUGGUGGUCAAACUCGUGAACACACCAUGUUGGCCAAAACUUCUGGUAUUAACAAGAUGGUUGUUGCUGUUAAUAAGAUGGAUGAUCCUACUGUUAAUUGGGAUAAGUCAAGAUAUGAUGAAAUCCUUACUAAAUUGACUCCUUUCUUAAAGCAAACCGGUUUCAACCCUAAGACUGAUAUUCACUUUAUGCCUUUGUCUGGUUUUACAGGUGCUAAUAUUAAGGAAUGUGAUCGUAAGGCUUGUCCUUGGUAUGAUGGUCCUUCUCUUCUUCAAUAUUUGGAUGAUUUCAAGACUGCAAGCAGAAAGUUGAAUGCUCCCCUUAUGAUUCCUAUUACUGAAAAAUAUAAGGAUAUGGGUACUAUUGUUGUCGGUAAGAUUGAAGCUGGCCAUAUUAAGAAGGGACAACAAGUGAUGGUUAUGCCUAACAAGCAAAUGACUGAAGUUACAGCCAUUUAUAAUGAAACUGAAGAAGAAAUUGAACAUGCUGUUUGCGGUGAUAAUAUUAGAAUGCGUUUGAAGGGCGUUGAAGAAGACGAAAUUAUGCCUGGUUUCGUUCUUUGUAGUAAGAAGGCACCCGUUAGAACAACCACUGUCUUUGAUGCUCAGCUUGCCAUUCUUGAUCACAAGAAUAUUAUUUGUGCUGGUUACACUGCCGUUUUGCACAUUCACGCUGCUGCUGAAGAAAUUACUCUCUCUGCUCUUCUACACUUGAUUGAUAAGAAGACUGGUAAGAAGACCAAGAGACCUCCUCAAUUCGUCAAGCAAGGUCAAAAGGUUAUCGCCCGAAUUGAAACAGCCGGCCCCAUUUGUAUUGAAACAUUCGAUAAGCUUCCUCAAUUGGGUCGUUUCACUUUACGUGAUGAAGGAAAGACAGUUGCCAUUGGUAAAGUUACCAAGAUCUUAGAUAAUUCUGAGUAA